This is a messenger RNA of Argentina anserina (silverweed cinquefoil), 396 nucleotides long. Its product is annotated as putative F-box/LRR-repeat protein 21. NCBI's taxonomy places the organism in Eukaryota, Viridiplantae, Streptophyta, Magnoliopsida, Rosales, Rosaceae. Bases 1 to 396 code for a protein of 131 amino acids. The transcript has 4 exons. Gene Ontology annotation, molecular function: protein binding. The record is from RefSeq and is a predicted model, not a curated record.
AUGUUCCUUAGGGUGUCCCUGAACUGGAUUGACCUCCCAGAAGAUGUAACCGCUUCGAUAUUGUCACGGUUGGAAGCCACAGAAAUUCUAUCGACCGCUCAGAGAGUAUGUACGACAUGGCGCAAAAUCUGCAAGGACCCUAGAAACUGGCGCACCAUCAACAUGUGUGAUGUUUCUGUUUAUGACAAGUCCCCAUCGCAGUAUCGCUUCAACAUAUUGUGUAGGCAAGCCAUUGAUCUUAGCUGUGGCAACCUCGUCGACAUCAGUAUCCACAACUUUGGAUCUGAUGAUCUCCUUAAGCACAUCACUGAUAGUAAUGGACUGAUUAGAGCGGCUUCAAAGCUUCCUUUGUUGGAGGAACUUGAACUUUCAUACAAAUCGUCGAUUAAGGAAUAG